GUCGUCAAGUGUCAUGUAGUAACAAAAAUACGUAGCUGUUUAUUGCUCGCGUUGCAUUAAGUAUUUUUAAUUUUUGCAAUUAUUUAAGUCUCCACCCGAUUACAAGAGUAUAUAGAUAUCAAAAUGAAAGUGGUAGAUAAACGCGGUGCUAAAAAGCAAAAAAAUAAGAAAAAGUUACUCACAAAACCAAAAAAGGAAAAGGUUUUAGUGGUCGCACAAGAAUUCAAAUUUGCGAAAUUACUAUCUGGAAAUGAAAAGAAAAGCCGCGAUCGUGUAUUGAAAACACUUAAAAAGUGGCUUCUAAAUUGCUUUUCAAAGGACUACGUUUUCAAGGAAGACGAUUUCAUACGUGUAUGGAAAGGACUUUUCUACGCAGUCUGGAUGUCGGAUAAACCAUUAGUUCAGGAAGACUUAUGUGAGAGCAUAUCGCAAAUCCUCGAUCUAUUCCCAAAAGAGCAGUUUGAUAAUGCCAUUAUGAUGACCAAAGUGGGAUUCAAAGUGUUGGCAAUGGAGUGGUAUGGGAUAGACCAGCACAGGAUUGAUAAGUUUAUGAUGCUCGUGCGUCGCUACUUGCGCGGCAGUUUUCGAUGUUUGUUACGCACAGAUUGGGACCUUGACUCUUGUAAAAAGUACGCCGAUAUGCUGUCUUCGGAGGAUGGUCUGUUGGCACUAAAAACUCCAUUUUACGCCAGAAACGCACUUUCUUUAAUAUUGCAUAUCAUUGAUUGUUAUCUAGAAGAAUUGUCCAAAAUAUCCAGAGGUAAGAUCUCGGAUGAGAGUCUUCUCGAACUGAUAGAUCCGUUUCUAAGGCACGUUUGCAACGGUGAGAGUCAGGAGGUCAGCCUCGCUUGCCGCCAGCUGCUCACUGACCUGAUAAAGCAGAGCGAACCCGGUCUGAAGUAUGCUGGUGCUACACAGGCUUGGAAGAGAAUGGGAUGUCCGGCCGGUGGUCCCGAUGCCCUCGAGCUGGUGUCCGAUGAUGAGAAUGAAGAUGAACAGCACCAGGACCAGGAUGAGAGUCAGCUGUCGUCAGUUCUGGACCCUCGAGCUGGGCACGUGGACGUGGUGCUGGAGCCGCUGCCGGUGCCCUCGGAGCUGGUGGUGGAACGCACCAAGUGCCUGAUGAAGAGCUGCUCCUGUCCCAAGGCGUAUAAGCGAGCCAGGGCGUGCUUGGAGAGAUUCGAGAAGCUAUCCCGCAACGAUUAUCCGCUCAAGAUCAAAGCGGAGGAGGUGGAGAGGAGCCUGCCGCAGUCGGCGCGACGCAAAGCCGCCGCAGCGCUGAGGAACUUGGAGAGGAACCUCGUCAUCAGCGCUGAUGAACUGGCCCUGAGAGGUCUCCGUCGUAAACACAAAAAGCGUUUGCUCGCCAAAGCCCGCGCUGGCCUUAGUAUUAUUGAAGAUGUACAAACGAACGCACAGAAAAACCUCACUAAUGGCGACUCUCAAACUGAUAGCACAUCAGAGGACAAAACAGAGAAGACCAAUAAGAACAAAGAUAAAAUAGCGAACAAUAAGCGUAAGAGUCAAGAACCAAGUAAAGUUGUUAAGAAAAAAGCCAAAGUAGACGAUAGUAAAGUAGCUAAGUUGAAAAGUCCAAGUAGUUUAAGUCAGACGAAAAAUAAAAAAUCUAAUAAGGAAAAUGAAGUUAAAGUUAACAAAUUAGAAAAUGGUGUAGUUAAUAAGAAUGUAUCGAAAAAAGGGAAAACGGAAGAAAAAGUAGCGCCGAGUAAAGUAAAACCAGAGAAAAUUAAAAAGGCUGAAGCUGCAGUCAACGGGAAUGGAAUCCAACCUAAAGUAUUAGAUUCGAAACCUUCGAAAAAGGAAAAUGUUGAUAAAGAUGUGAAAAUCAGAGUAGAUAAGAAAGAAGCAAUCAAAGCGAAACAACAAAAAAUAAACGACACGAAAGCAAAUAGAACGGAUAGAAAGGAAGCGAAAGUUAAGAAUUAUCAGAAGCAAGUGGACAAAAAAGACAUGGAGACGCCGAAAAAGGUUAAAUUCGUUUUAAAAAAUAAUUGCAUGCAAGGUCCGGUGGAUUACUACAAGAGUGUGAGACAAAGUCCAAACAUACCUUAUGACAGCAGUAAAAAACCGAUAAAAACUAAUUUGAAACCGUCAACUCCUUCGCCAAUUAACCCUUUCUUUAAAAAGAAGCUUAAGUUAAGAGGGUAGUUUUAAUAGGAUAAUUUGUACAUUGUCAAUUUUCAUUUUAAUAAAGAUGGUUAAAUUAUCUUUUGGUUCGAUACAACGUUUUUGAAAUCUGUGUUUUGCAAUCAUUUUCUAGGUUUUUUUAUUAUUACCGUUAUGGUAUUUAUAUAAUUAAUUUUACAAAUUUAAGAUGGUA
This is a messenger RNA of Zerene cesonia (dogface butterfly), 2341 nucleotides long. RefSeq names its product ribosomal RNA processing protein 1 homolog (gene Nnp-1). Gene Ontology annotation, cellular component: preribosome, large subunit precursor; preribosome, small subunit precursor; nucleus. The transcript has 11 exons. Gene Ontology annotation, biological process: rRNA processing. NCBI's taxonomy places the organism in Eukaryota, Metazoa, Arthropoda, Insecta, Lepidoptera, Pieridae. The coding region runs from base 124 to 2169 and encodes 681 amino acids. The record is from RefSeq and is a predicted model, not a curated record.